AGCUGCAGUCCAAAUCCCUUUUCACUUCGACGAAACAAACAGCAGAAACAGCAAACAACACCCUCCCUCUGACUUGUUUUUUUCUUCGAUUUUUCCAAAUGCAUCGCUGGCUGCAAGCUGGCUUGCUCGCUGCUUUCACGGGCAGUCUUGCGGUUGCAAACGAGUUCCCCCUGAAGAGUGGGGAUGAAGAACAGCAAUGUUCGGGAAUGUAUAAUAAGAAGGCAUGGGGCGGAAAUGUCGAUCCUGCUAUCACAAUCAAGUUCACGCCCCAUGAGGAGGAUCAUUCUAUCAGUUUCAUCAUCUUCGAGUGGAGCGAUGAAGAGUAUCUUGGGCGGUAUCCUAGCGAGGACUCUUUCGAUAAAAAAUACAUUUGUACCGACGAAUCUGUCCGCGCGGAACUCUGCAAUUCGACCGAUGUCGGCAAAUUCAUAUUAGAGCCGGAAACAAAUAGGAGCUCCUCUGGAAGUAUAGUCAAUAUGAAACUCAACCUAAAGGAAGUCAAGCCAAUUUUAUAUCCGAUCAAGCGGACGGGAUAUUACUGUGUUUGGUCAAACGCUUUCUCUCCCGGUGAUCUCAAGUAUGAUGGUGUUGUUACCUUCCAGAACUCUUAUGGAGAGCUACCGGCGUCACAAAUUGCGAAGUUGCCAUUCUACGGAGGUCUUACAAUUGUGUAUGCGCUUAUUAGUGCCCUGUGGGCAUUCUUGUACGUGCAGCAUCGGAGAGAUAUCUUGCCGGUGCAAAACUACAUUACGGCGAUUUUGAUCUUCCUGAUGCUGGAAAUGCUGAUCACUUGGGCAUUCUACGACUACAUGAAUGCUCACGGAUCUAACGCUGGCGCUAAGAUCUUGAUGGUUGUCGUCGCAAUUUUGAACGCCAUAAGGAACUCAUUCUCAUUCUUCUUGCUGCUCAUUGUGUGCAUGGGAUAUGGUGUCGUGAAGCCGAGUUUGGGCGCCAUGAUGAAGUGGGUGCGGAUCCUAGCUCUUGCUCAUUUCCUCUUUGGCAUGGUUUACGCUAUUGCCUCGUUGACCAUCACACCCGAUAAUGCCGGCCCUCUUGUCAUGCUCGUCAUUUUGCCACUUGCCGCAACUCUUACAGCAUUCUACAUAUGGACUCUCAACUCACUCAAACUUACCAUGAAGGAUUUGCUCGAUCGCAAACAGAACGUCAAGUUACUCAUGUUCAAGCGCCUCUGGUGGGUGCUCGUUGGGUCCAUUAUGGUCAUCUUUGCAUUCUUCUUCCUUAACUCUUUCACCUUUACCCGCCAUGGCUCACCGGACUUUGUUCCUACACAUUGGAAAACCAGAUGGUUUGUCCUUGAUGGCUGGCUCAACCUGGUCUACCUUGUCGACCUGUCCGUGAUUGCCUAUCUUUGGCGCCCAACCGCUAACAAUCGCCGAUUCGCCAUGAGUGACGAAUUGGCCCAGGACGACGAUGGAUUCGAGAUCGCAAGUAUGGUUGACUCUGAGGAGGGUCGUGACGAAGAGAUGGGAAUUGGUACUCGUAAUGCCGAGGCUUCUAGGCCGUUGCAGCCUGUACAGCUGUCCCCGACAACAAGGCGGUCGUUGGAUAGGAGAGAUUCAGUAGAAGGCGAGACGAUGUUCUCCGUGGGGGAAGAUGACCGGUGGACUGGAGAUGAAGAUGACAGCGAUGACGAUAAUGAUGACGAGGAGUCAAAAAAGGGGCUGACGGGGAAGAAGGAAUAGAUCUCCCUUAACACCAGGGCCGCAAAGGGAGCGAAGGUUCCGUGUUUUCAAGUAUUUUCUUAUGUUUAUGUGUUUUUACUCUAUUUCGAUUGCUCAAAUGUAUUAUGGUUGGGUGGG
This is a messenger RNA of Tuber melanosporum (Perigord truffle), 1820 nucleotides long. RefSeq lists its product as uncharacterized. The transcript is spliced from 5 exons. NCBI's taxonomy places the organism in Eukaryota, Fungi, Ascomycota, Pezizomycetes, Pezizales, Tuberaceae. Bases 99 to 1703 code for a protein of 534 amino acids. Gene Ontology annotation, cellular component: Golgi apparatus; membrane. The record is from RefSeq and is a predicted model, not a curated record. Gene Ontology annotation, biological process: retrograde transport, endosome to Golgi.